Molecule: messenger RNA, 1623 nt
Organism: Puccinia graminis f. sp. tritici CRL 75-36-700-3
Lineage: Eukaryota; Fungi; Basidiomycota; Pucciniomycetes; Pucciniales; Pucciniaceae
Exons: 2
Coding region: 1-1623 (540 amino acids)
Source: RefSeq, a predicted model, not a curated record
AUGGGCGGAUCACUAGUGUUCCUCUACUCACCCAAGUCAAUUUACCUUCUUUCCAGCGGCUCCUCGAAUUCGCAAAGCUCCUCCUCAUCUUCUGGCUUUUCGACUAGCUCUGAAACUACAGCUGAUGGACGAGUCUCGAGAACGACGGUUUAUGGUGGCACGCCGUAUACUAUCACACAGAGCAGCCAAUCCUCUCCCAACGCGGCACAAGGAGGAACAGUUUCUUCGAUCCAAAUAGGACAAAAUCCACCUCAAAUAUUCCAAGACUCGUUCCCAAGAGUUUCGAUGCCAUUUCAAACAUCGCAAUUCGGUAAUCGACCUAUGCAGUCUUUGGGCAUGCCAAUGUUACCCCUGCCUCUGCCAAUACCACCUCUAGCCCAAGCGGCAACAGUCCCGCAGGCUUCACCAAUAGCACCUCCAAACCCCUCUUCAACGGCUGCUUCCCCUAAUAUUGGGCAGCCGCAGGGCGUGAACUCUUCACCGAGACUGGCGAAGGCAGUGGUAUCUGAUGCGAAUGUAGCCGAUGUAGCCAACCAAGCCCCCCAGCUUCCUAACCAGCUUCCAGACACUGCAAAUCGACCCUCUAAUCCUAUACCGCCGGUAUCCUCAAACCCCGCUUCCACGCCGGCUUCUACCAAUGCUGCACAGGGCUUGAACCCACCACCAAGACCGACGAAGGCAGUUACAAAUCAGCUGCUCGAAACAUCAACUCAGCCCUCCCCUCCCCCGACUGCAUCCCCAAACCCUCCUGCCAUGCCGCCUUCGGCUAAUGCUGCACAAGGCUUGAAUUCCCCGUCGCCGACGGUAUCUCCAAACUCGCCUACCACGCCGCCUUCCGCCAACGCUGCACAGGGCUUGAAUCCACCAGCAAGACCUACCAAAGCAGUCACAUCAGAUCCAAAUACGACCGAGACGGCCAACCAAGCCCCCCGGCCUCCCACUCAGCUUCCCGAAACUUUGAAACCUCCCCAAACUGCCGAGAAAACAGGACCAGCACCAUCGGACCCCGCCGGCGCCGGCGCCGCUCAAACUCCUACUCCCAAGGCCAAUGCCACCAACGCCAGUCCGGUCCGCAAUUUCCCCGUCUUGGGAUUGCCCGUUGGCCCGCAUCCCCAGGAACUCGUCAGCACCAAACCGACGACAGAAAAUUUCACUCCAGAGCGAACAGCAGCCCCCCAGCAAAAUACCACAUCGCAAGCGCAGCCUGUGAACAACAAUCCAGCAAGCCAGAUGCAGACCCAGACCCCGGCCCAGCUAUUCGCCCAGGUACCGCCCCAAGUGCUGGCCCAGACAACGGCCCAGACACCGCCUCAAACACCGGCUAGAACACCGGCCCAAACACCGCCUCAAACACCGCCUAGAACUCAAGCUCAAAUACCGGCUCAAGCACAGCCACAGACACCCGCUCAAGCACAGGCUCAAACACCGGCUCAGGCACAGAGGCAGCCUAACAAUCCCCCACCAACAGCAGCGCCUGUGCCAGCAACAGGAACGGCCGCCGGCAAUGAUUCUCGAUUGGAGACUGGUGUGAUCCCUGUGAUUAUUGAAUCAUUCACCGCCGACGGGCUUCCGUUCAGAAGCGAAGGCCUUGUCAAGAUCUCCAACAUCGUCCCGCUUGCUUGA